Mytilus trossulus (common blue mussel) is the source of this 905-nucleotide messenger RNA. RefSeq names its product chitin synthase chs-2-like. Lineage: Eukaryota; Metazoa; Mollusca; Bivalvia; Mytilida; Mytilidae. The record is from RefSeq and is a predicted model, not a curated record. The transcript has 4 exons. The annotation marks the transcript as partial.
GGGACUUUAUUUGUAUGCAUGUUUUCACAGUACUUUUACAGAUAGGAUGGGUCUCUGUGCAGUGAACACGAUCUGACGCAAACAAAAAAUUCAAUUCUGAAAUUCACUGAUAAGCAAAUAUAAAAAUGGAAUACGGAAGAACCAAACCACAACAUAACUCGUAUCUGAAUCAUGGUUACGUCGAAGACCAGGACGCCGGAAGUGACGUAUUAGCUCACAGUAUCUCGGAUCAGAGUGAUGAAGAGAUGGAGGAUACAAAUCAGACAUUCCAGACAGAAACUGAACAAAUGAGACAGAGGCAGGAAACAUCAAGGAAAAAAUCCGUGAAACAAAAAGAAGGAUGGGAUGUGUUCGAGGCACGUUCCAAAGAUGUGAACAGCCAAUCAAACAUAGACUUCUGGAAUGUCGUUUUCAAAAUCACGCGAACUAUCGUUGUGACGGUAUUUGCUCUUAUUGUAUGUUUGACAGCUGUGAUGUCCAAAUUAACGCUUAUAUACAUGUUAUCUAAGAUAAAUGUGCCAAUAAAUCAGGACGAAACAUCUCUAAAAACUUUCAACGGAAGUGUGAUCUAUCCUACCGGAAGUGCCAGUAAAACGGAAGUAACGUGGAUAUGGGCUUUGCUUGUUUGCAUGCUAGCGCCUUACGUGUUUACAUUGAUCAAAAGUAUGAACAGGUUACUUUUCAAGAAGACUAAUUCGAUCAAACCAGUUGCUUUGGUUGUAGCUCUCCUAGUUGAAACCAUGCAUACCAUUGGAUUGUAUAUCUUAAUGUUCGUAGUCUUGCCAAAUCUAGAUCCGGUUAUAUCCGCUAUUGUUAUUCUAAAUGUCGGUACGAUUCCGGGACUCUUGAAAAUUAUCUAUCCAUCCAGAAACCGAUUACCUAGCCAUGAAAGGGAACCAGAAGAU